AGCACUACCUACCGGAGCCAGGUUCAUCCGAACAAAAUGAUAAAAGUAUUUUCUGGUUGCGGACAUUGUCCGCAUCACUUGGAAUUUGGCCGGAAAAGAUGGUCGGUGAGAAUAAAAGCUGGUGGAAUCGUCUGUACUACUUCAUGAUCAUUAUGCACUGGUACAACACCUAUCUGCAGGUCGAAUUUUUCUGCGCCAAUAUGGGAGAGCUGAAAACUAUUACGGAGGGCUUGUGUUCCUUCUGCAGCAUAACGGUCACUGGAAUCAAGAUAAUGCGACUGCAUAGUUUUUCCGACGAAAUUUACAUCAUGCUUCAACAGAUGAAAGGGCAUGAAUUUUUGAAAAGCAUCAACUUCUUGAAGAAAGGAAAUAACAAAGACAUAUUCACAAAAAUUGAUAAAAUCAUGAAAGCCAAAUGGAGAGAGGUUAACCUGAAUCUGCGCCUUUACAGCCUGUCGGUUGGUGUUGUGGCCGGAACAUACUCAAUAGUGCCGGCUGUAAUCAAUCUGGUCAAUCUGUUCCAGGGGAAUGACAUUCCCAAGCGAUUUGUUUACAAAACCUAUUAUCGAUACAUGGAGGAGGCCAAGUACCAUAGUCCACUACACGAGCUACUGUUCUGCUCGGAGUCUCUGUCCGGCUUCACGACCUGGGCCGGAGUCAUUUCCUUCGAUGGACUUUAUGUUCUGCUGACGAUGCAUUUGGUCACGAUGUUUAGCUCGUUAAAUCUUAUCAUCAAAGAGACUUCAAACGCUAACUUCAACGACGCCGAAAAGCAAUUCUUUCUGCACGAAUGUAUCAAACAUCAUACGAGGGCUUUGAAGUUUGUUAAGAGUGAGCGCGAUUCCCAAACCUUGGUAAUGAUACUGUAUUUGAUCGCGGCGUUCUAUCAACUGCUCCAGUUCUGCUGGUACGGACAAAGAGUCCAGAACGAGAGCGUGGAAUUACCGAAAUCGGUGUACGAGUGCGAUUGGUACAAGUGCUCAAAAAAGUUCAAAACAACGCUGCACAUUCUACUAUUGGACGUGCAGAAAACGGUGGACAUAAGUGCAUACAACAUGUUUGUGAUGUCACUUGAAACAUAUUUGGCCAUCGUCAAAACCGCUGUAUCGUAUUUUACGGCACUUCAAACAUUGACAGAAGAAUAAAGGAAUACAUUGCCCAACAAA
Messenger RNA from Culex quinquefasciatus (southern house mosquito), 1166 nucleotides. RefSeq names its product odorant receptor 63a. The record is from RefSeq and is a predicted model, not a curated record. Bases 99 to 1145 code for a protein of 348 amino acids. The transcript is spliced from 8 exons. Gene Ontology annotation, cellular component: plasma membrane. Lineage: Eukaryota; Metazoa; Arthropoda; Insecta; Diptera; Culicidae. Gene Ontology annotation, biological process: sensory perception of smell; detection of chemical stimulus involved in sensory perception of smell. Gene Ontology annotation, molecular function: olfactory receptor activity; odorant binding.